Molecule: messenger RNA, 2099 nt
Organism: Ceratotherium simum simum (southern white rhinoceros)
Lineage: Eukaryota; Metazoa; Chordata; Mammalia; Perissodactyla; Rhinocerotidae
Source: RefSeq, a predicted model, not a curated record
CCCAGGGGUCGGGGGAAGGGUCCCACCGUGGCGAGGGGCGGGCUGGCGGGUGUCGGCACCUCCUGGCACCCCUAGCCGGGUCCUCGGGGCGCCCGAGCCGGUCUCCCAGCGCCCCCGGCCCGUGUUUCCAUCCCCGGGCGUCCUACCGGUCCGGCGUCCACUGUGACUAGGUCUGCCGGCCUUUGUGCCUGGGAACUGGUUUGCUGAGUCACUCGCUGCACUUUCAGCGGAGCAGCUGGUUGACCUCGAAUCCAUGACAUUAAAAUGCUUCUUGGGUCCUGCUGUGUAGGGGACAGUGCGCAUACAAGGUCUGCGGGGAGGAGCCCCCGGGGGGCUGAGCCCAAGAAUAGUGACUCAGUGUGUGUGCAGGGCACAGAAGCGGGGAGCUCCCGGGCCAUUCGGGCGCCCCAGGGCCCACUUUGAGCUGGCUCUCUGUGGAGCCGGCUCGCGGAGAGGAGGGUGAAGCGCUGCGGGCAUUGGGGGCCCAAGUUUGAACUUUAUUCUCUGUUCUGGAGGAGACAUGCCGGCGGCAGGACUUCAACCCCAGUGAAUAUGAUCUGAAGUUUCAGAAGAACGUGCUUGACCUCACUCUCCAGUGGAGAUUCGCCAACCUGCCCAAUAAUGCCAAGCUGGAGAUGGUGCCCAUCUCCCGGAGCCGCGAGGGGCCCGAGAACAUGGUUCGCAUCGCUCUGCAGCUGGAUGAUGGCUCUAGGUUGCAAGAUACUUUCUGUUCAGGCCAGACACUCUGGGAGCUUCUCAGCCAUUUUGCACAGAUCAGGGAGUGUCUGGAGCAGCCGUGUGAGGCGAGCCCAGUCUGCGUGUACAUGAGGGAUGAGGUGACCGGCAAAGCUGCCUUGCAGGGCACGACGCUGCAGUCGCUGGGCCUCACCGGGGGCAGCGCCAUCAUCAGGUUUGCCAUGAAGCAACGAGACUCUGCCGGCAAGCAGGAGCAUGGGGUCUCCAGGAGCGAAAGCCCAGGAAGCCCAAUUCUUUCCACAUCAGCUGAUCAGGCAGCUGGCAGCCCUCUGCUUCCGUUGAGCUCAGUAGGGCUCAGCUGGGGCGACGGGAGCCAUCAGGAUGAGGCGGGUGCCUCGGGGUCUGGCCACGUGGAUGGCCUGGGCCCAAAGCCGGUGGAUGCUCAGGCAAAGCAGAUCUCAAAGGAGCCUGCACCUAGCCCCUUCGUUCCUUUCUCAGGGGGGGGACAGCGCCUGGGGGGCCCCUCCGGGUCUUCAAGGUCUCUGAUGUCAUCUUCAGCCAAAUUGCCAAAGUCUUACUCUAGCCCCGGAGGCCCCUCCAAGCCAAAGAAGUCGAGGCCUGGCCAGGAUCCCCAGCUGGAGCCGGAGCCAGAGCCGCCGGUGGACCGAGAUACUGUGGUGUGCCAUCCUGACCUGGAAGAGCUGCUCCAGGCCUGGCCUGCAGAGCUGCCUGAUGAGUUCUUCGAGGUGACCGUGGAUGACGUGCGAAGACGCCUGGCCCAACUCAAGAGUGAGCGGAAGCGCCUAGAAGAAGCGCCCUUAGUGACCAAGGCCUUCAGGGAGGCUCAGAUGAAGGAGAAACUGGAGCGAUACCCAAAGGUGGUCCUGAGGGUCCUGUUCCCUGACCGCUACAUCCUGCAGGGCUUCUUCCGGCCCAGUGAGACAGUGGGGGAUCUGCAGGACUUUGUGAGGAGCCACCUUGGGAACCCCGAGCUGCCGUUCCACCUGUUCAUUGCUCCUCCAAAAACCGUCCUGGACGACCACACGAUGACCCUCUUUCAGGCAAACCUCUUUCCUGCUGCCCUCGUGCACUUUGGAUCUGAGGAGCCCACAGGCUUCUACCUGGAGGCCAGGCUGCUGGAACACACUAUCUCCCCGUCUGCAGCUGACGUGCUGGUGGCUAGGUGCCUGUCCAGGGCCACUGGGACCCCAUCCCCGCUGCCAGCCCCUGACCUGACACCCGUUGAGUUGGAGCCAACUGCUGAGGGGCCCCCUGAGCCCAGCCCUGGGACAGCCCAGCCUGUGAGGAGGGAUCUGGGCAAGAUGCCCAAAUGGCUGAAGCUGCCAGCUAGCAAGAGGUGAGAGCUGCCACACUGGAGGUCCCCACUCUGCCGGCCACAGGAC